Molecule: messenger RNA, 1515 nt
Organism: Cavenderia fasciculata
Lineage: Eukaryota; Evosea; Eumycetozoa; Acytosteliales; Cavenderiaceae
Exons: 3
Coding region: 1-1515 (504 amino acids)
Biological process (GO): peptidyl-lysine monomethylation
Cellular component (GO): nucleus
Molecular function (GO): protein-lysine N-methyltransferase activity; protein binding
Source: RefSeq, a predicted model, not a curated record
AUGCAAUCAUCAUCAAAGUUGACAAUAAUCAAACAAUGGUUACGAGAUAACUGUGUAGUCAUUGACGAAAGCAAGAUUGAGAUUGUAGAUACAACAACUCAUCCUCAUGUCAUUGUUGAAGGUUUAGGUAUCAUUGCAAAACAAGAUUUAAAAGUUGAUGAAAUUAUUGCAGUUAUACCAAAGAGAUGUGUAUUAUCACCAAAGACAACAUCGAUAGCACCAAUUUUAGAGAAAUAUGAAUUAGAAGAGGCUGUAGCAACAUCGAUUGCAUUAAUGUAUGAAACAUCAAAAGGAGUGCAAUCAAAGUGGUACUCUUAUAUUCAAUCAAUGCCAACUGUUAUUGAUUUGCCCAUCCUUUGGGACAAAGAGUCUAUUGAAUACUUGGUAGGAACAGACUUGGAAGAGAUUGUCAUUGAGAAUAUUGAAACACUCGAGGAGCAGUACCGAGAAGACGUUGAACCAAUCAUAAAGAAUCAUCCAGAAACUUUUAAGGAAAACAUCUUUACAUUGGAGAGUUUCAAAAUUGCAAGUACUAUUGUUUCAUCAAGAGCUUUUAAUAUUGAUCAAUAUCAUGGUGAAUCUUUAGUUCCUUUAGCCGACAUAUUUAAUCAUAAAACUGGCAGAGAAAAUGUACAUGUUGAAGCAGAUGGUAAUGUUUGUAAACAAUGUGGAGAAUUGGAUGGAUGUGAACACAAAAAGAAAAAGGGAGGUAAAAAGGUGGUCAAAGGAGCUCCUUCUUUGAAAAAGGCUACACCACAAGAUAUUGAAAAAAAGACAACAUUCAAGGAUCGUAUAGAGUUGUUGCCAAAAGAUUCAUUAUUCAUUACCAUUGUCAAACCAGUCAACAAGGACUGUGAAGUAUUCAAUACCUAUGGAGAUCACGACAAUUCAUUGUUGCUUUCAAAAUAUGGGUUUUUAGAGAUGGACAAUCCAUGUGAUCUAUUGCGUAUCGAUAGACAACUAGUAGACAAGUUACUCUUUUCCUAUUUGGAUUUAUACAAGAUUGAACAACCCGCUCUCAUGAAGCGAUUGGAAUUUUAUUGUGAAAAUUUCGAUGAAGAUUCUAGAGAACAUCAUGCAUUUGAACUUGACGGUCAUGGUGAUGAUGCCCUCAUCACCACUCUUUACAUUGCUUUGGCGCCACCAGAAACUUUUAAUCAAUGGAAGAAAAUGAAACAAGCACAAUUUUACAAAAUCUUUGAAAAGAAACAAGCCAUCGAUAUGGUCAAAGAAUUCCAACAAGUACGAAAAGCAAUUUUAGAUGUAAUUGAUAAAAGAUUAGAAAAAUAUAAUCAAAACAAAUUUAAUGAUAAUAAUAAUAAUAAUAAUAAUAAUAAUAAUAAUAAUAAUAAUAAUAAUAAUAAUAAUAAUACAACUACUACAACAACAAAUAAUGAAUCAAUUAAUCAAAAUAAUAAUAAUAAUAAUAAUGAUAGAAAGAAAUGGGCAAUAUCAUUGGCAAAAUGUGAAAAGUUAAUUUUAGAAAAUGCUAGAAAAUAUUAUACUGCAAAAUAA